AUGGACCCUGACUCCGAGUAUUUGACCGCCUUUCGCACCCGUUUCGGAACUUUCCGCUGGAAAGUCCUCCCGUUCGGUCUGAAGGUAGGUCCCGCCUGGUUCCAGCAGUUUAUCAACGCGCAGCUUCACGAUCUCCUCGACCGGUGCGCCAGCGCCUACGCAGAUGACGUCCUGAUCUACUCGGAUAAAGAAGAAGACCACUGGAAAGACUGUCAAGAAGUUGACUACCUCGGCGUUCUGCUUGAAGCCGGUGUGGGCCUUAGUGUCGACCCUCGGAAAGUUCGAUCGAUACAAGACUGGAAGUUUGAAGACCUCCGAGACCGCACCGCGAUCCGAUCAUUCGUUGGCCUAUGCAACUUCAUCCGUGUUUUCUGCUACCACGCCUCGGGAGUGGCAGAACCCUUGAACCGGUUGCUUAAGAAGGAUGUUGCCUUUGUGAUGGGCCCGGAGCAACGCGAAGCAUUUGAUCAACUCAAGCGCCUGGCUAUCGAAGCCCCGGUCCUCGCCUUCUUUAGACCAGAACUGCCGACCCGACUGGAGACCGAUGCCUCCCGGAAUGCCACAGCUGGUGUUCUAUGGCAGGAACAGCCUGAUCAGACCUGGAAGCCCGUUGGAUUCUUCUCUAGGACCAUGACCCCGGCCGAGCGAGCCUACCCAAUCCAAGAUCGAGAGCUCCUCGCCGUCGUACAGAGUCUAGAGCACUUCUACCCAGAGCUCUUAGGCCAGAAGUUCGAUGUGAUCACCGACCACGAAGCCUUAGUCCAUUUCUCUACGAAGCGCCUGCUCUCGGUACGACAGAUCAGAUGGUCCGACUUUCUCGCCCAGUUCGACAUCCGUUUCCUCUACCGCCCCGGUCGACUGAACGUAGUCGCCGAUGCCCUCUCAGGAAGACAGCCGAGCUUCCUACCGCUAGGCUUCGCGACCGACUCUCUAGACCCUACGGCCGCCGGCCACCUGCCCCCUCAGAACUUUAGUCCCGAACCUAAGCCUACCAGACCAUUAGUUCUGAGGGCCACGAGUGCCCUACAGACCCCAGAAGACCAAGGGAUACAGCAGACGCCCGAUCAAGACCGCCCAGAACUAGACCCGAACUCGGUCCCGAAGGGACCCGAACUCGUUUCGUUGAUCCGCCAAGAGAACCUCCUCCAAGACCUCGGCACCCAUGGAACACACCUGAUCGUACCAGCCCAGACCUCAGACAAGCAGACGUUUCUUCAGACCGCGCUCAUUCGCGAAGCCCACGAGCCCCAGAUCUUCGCUCACGCCGGACAGAACAAGGUGAUCAAGCUGCUCCAACGAGACUUCUACUGGCCAAGGAUGAAGGAGGAUAUCCGUCGUUAUAUUCGGAACUGCCACGACUGCCGCCGCAACAAAACCCUCGAGACAAGACCCUGGACUGCUCCAUCCACUGCCCGUGCCGACUUCUGUUUGGGAGCACGUCGAAUGUGA
Hirsutella rhossiliensis is the source of this 1449-nucleotide messenger RNA. RefSeq names its product reverse transcriptase (RNA-dependent DNA polymerase) domain-containing protein. The record is from RefSeq and is a predicted model, not a curated record. The coding region runs from base 1 to 1449 and encodes 482 amino acids. The transcript is spliced from 3 exons. NCBI's taxonomy places the organism in Eukaryota, Fungi, Ascomycota, Sordariomycetes, Hypocreales, Ophiocordycipitaceae.